Messenger RNA from Spea bombifrons (plains spadefoot toad), 2416 nucleotides. RefSeq names its product lines homolog 1 (gene LINS1). The record is from RefSeq and is a predicted model, not a curated record. NCBI's taxonomy places the organism in Eukaryota, Metazoa, Chordata, Amphibia, Anura, Pelobatidae. The transcript has 8 exons. The coding region runs from base 224 to 2275 and encodes 683 amino acids.
CUUUUCAGCACCCGUAGUGCACGGCGUGCAUUGACAAGGUACUGACAAGUCUGCUUAAUGGUUAUAAGGCUUUAGGCACAAUCUGAAUCGCCCUCAUGUCACUAUCCCACUCGGCACGUUUUGUCUUGAUGUUUCUCCUAAUAAAUGGAUGAAAGGCACAGAGUCCAAGAUGUCUUUAUCAUCGGAGGAUGCCUAUAAGCUCCGGAAGAAGUAACACAAGGAGAUGGAAGACACGUUCUCUUUCUUGAAGCAUCUGUACAGGAAUGUACUCCAAGCAGUCCCCUUACCUGAAGACGUAGAGAAAUAUGCCUCUUUGUUGGCCCCUCGGAUUCCAGAUGUGCCGUUAGAAGGUCCAGGAGAAGUGCCGUAUUCUUGGCAUCAGCACGAUGUGACGUUGCUCCAGCUCUCUCUCAUCCAGAUGUUGGCCUCUAAGGCAGAGAACCCAAGCACAGAACCUGCAGUGAAACGUCAGUAUGUCCAUCUAGUGGAACUGCUGCAGCACAAUGGUGUGGAAACCACAAUAAUCCGAUUCUUUGACACUCCUGACAAGGUGCUGACCCACCUGUCCUCUAAGUGCCUCUCCAGUUUGGUGCUACUUCAGCUGAAGUGCCAGAAAGAGGUUAAUAGCCAAUGGCUCCAGUUUUGCCUGAAAACCCUUGAAGGGUAUCCGGUUUGCCGCAUGUUACUGCCAUGUCUGACAUCUCUGAUCUAUGUGUGUAAAGGAAUCCUCAGGGACAAGGACUUUCAUCAUGCAGACAUCCCACUGAAGCUCUUGGGUCCUCUGCAUCCUGUUUUUGGAACCUUCUGCUCUUCCCUGCUGUCAGCGACCCAACGCCAGUCUGCGACGCAAGACUCUGAAUCUGUCAACCUCCUUUCCUGUGUCCUUGAUUUGCUCGAGAUAUUGGUUGCUCUGCGGGUAGAGCUUGGAUCAACGUUCUCUCUGUGCCACCAUGUUCUAUCUGUGUCUCUACCACAGGCUUUAGACAUUGUGUCCUCCCCUGUCCCAUACUUUGUAAAAAAGCAAUUUAUCUUGGUGCUAAAGAAAUGUCUUCUACACAAAGCUGGGGAAGAUUUCCUCCCUUCUGCACACCCCGUGUCGCAUCAGCCAGAUCCGGUGUUAGAACAGCACACAAGUGUCCUGGCAGAGGCGCUGCUGGGCGCUGUAAGUCAGGGUUGGCUGCUUCAAGUGCCUGUACGUGACAGACCCAGCAACUUUGGAGGUGCUAAUGAUACUCCAGAAUCCAGCCCUGACCUUGGCAUUCUGGGAGCUGUGAGUCUUUGUGCGCUUAAGGCUCUGGAAGUCAAGCUUCUCACUGGAACCAAAAUCAGCGCUGUGACAGUAUAUUUGCAGACUUUCAUGGGCCAGUUACUGCCUUAUCUAAAGCGCCAUCUGCAGUGGAGUGAACAGGUCCACCCAUGCGAGUGGGUGUCCGUGACCUUCAUGGAGCAGGAUGAUGACAUGUUGGACGUGGCAAAGUGUUUGUUGCAGAUGUAUAUUCAGUGUCACAGCCACUUUUCCUCCACUGAAGAUCAGAUGGAAAACCGGAGCAAUAUUUUUCAUCAAAUGGGCUGCAACCCUCACUGUGUCUUUUUGCUGUUUCUGAAAAACGUGGCGUUUGAUGCCUCUGUUCUUCUGGAUUUUCUCAUCUCUUCUGAGACCUGCUUCCUGGAAUAUUUUGUCAGAUACCUGAAGCUUCUCAAAGAAGAAUGGCCUCAAUUCUGCCUCAUUUGUAGGCAGUUUGACGAGUUGGGCUCCGGUCUGACGCGUACACCUCUCAGUGAUCCUCUGACCCCUUCUCAACUUCAAGCACACACUGUAGGAGCGCUCAGCAGCUGUCCAGCUGAGCACUCGUGUGUCCCGGUGACUGGGGGAAAUGCCAUUCACUCAGCACCUUCUCACCCAUGUGAUUACUUAUCCUCGUUGGAUGCCCUUCAACGCCUCGUAGCGUACGACAGCUCAGACAACUCCGACUCCGAAUGUGCAGAGAAGGAGCCAUCUGUCAUUGUGCAGACUCACGUGGCUGACGGUACAGACCUAGAUAAGCAGACAGGCAAACCGCAACCGAAGACAGGCUUCGGUAUCACACCAGCAACUGAAAGCACUGCGAGUAACACUCACCCCAUGUUGGGCAAUCAAAAUAAAUUAACAAGGUGCUUGGGAGAACUACAGGACGCCAUUUCUAAACUGCAGAGCAAGCAACUAUUCCCAUACAACCCAUCUGCAUUACUGAGAUUGCUAUCGCAGGUCAGCGCACUGAACAGAGACACCCACUGAGGAAUAAUAAUCUGCCCAAACCACCAUCCCCACUGCAUUAUGUAUUGUUAGACCUGCAAGAAGAAAUCGCUUAGUAGUUCAACAUCGUCCUGCUGUCUGUGUAUAUUUACAUACCCAAUCUCCUAAUAAAGGUACCUAACU